GGGAGACCAGAUAUAGUGAAUGCGGGGUCCGGGGAGACCAGAUAUAGUGAAUGCGGGGUCCGGGGAGACCAGAUAUAGUGAAUGCGGGGUCCGGGGAGACCGAUAUAGUGAAUGCAGGGUCCGGGGGAGACCGGAUAUAGUGAAUGCAGGGUCCGGGGAGACCGGAUAUAGUGAAUGCAGGGUCCGGGGAGACCAGAUAUAGUGAAUGCAGGGUCCAGGGAGACCGGAUAUAGUGAAUGCAGGGUCCGGGGAGACCGGAUAUAGUGAAUGCAGGGUCCGGGGAGACCGGAUAUAGUGAAUGCAGGGUCCGGGGAUACCGGAUAUAGUGAAUGCAGGGGUCCGGGGAGACCAGAUAUAGUGAAUGCAGGGUCCGGGGAGACCGGAUAUAGUGAAUGCAGGGUCCGGGGAGACCGGAUAUAGUGAAUGCAGGGUCCGGGGAGACCAGAUAU
This is a messenger RNA of Staurois parvus, 449 nucleotides long. The record is from the annotation of a GenBank genome assembly. Lineage: Eukaryota; Metazoa; Chordata; Amphibia; Anura; Ranidae.